AUGGUGGCCGCGUCCUACCUCGCUCCUCUCUGGCCCCAGCUCUCCCUCCACUGUGGUCUCCCCAGGGACUUGUUGCUGCCACAGCCAAAGAAGUUAGUCUGGUCCGGCGAGAGGCGCGUGAAGCUUCUGGGCAGGUUGCGGGACCUGGGGUACUAGGCUGACUGACUUUAUAGAGUGUUCCUAGAGAUGUUUGGCUCUUCACGUGGAGGUGUGCGAGGUGGACAAGACCAAUUCAACUGGGAAGAUGUGAAGACUGAUAAACAGAGGGAGAACUAUCUGGGGAACUCUCUGAUGGCCCCUGUGGGCAGGUGGCAGAAGGGCCGGGACCUCACAUGGUACGCCAAAGGCAAGAAAGGCAACGUGGCCCUGAGCCGAGAGGAGGAGCUGGCUGCCGUGCGCCAAGCUGAGCAAGAGGCCCUCCUGGCUGCUUUAGGCUACAAGAACGUGAGAAAGCAGCCCACAGGACUGAGCAAAGAGGACUUUGUGGAGAUCUGCAAGCGGGAAGGGGCCGAUCGUGAGGAGAAGGAUGUGGACCAGCUGUCGGGCCUGGGCAGCUCCAGUGGCUCGGCUGGCCGGGUGAUGCUCUCCAAAGAAGACAAAGAAGCUGCCAAGCUGGGGCUGUCUGUGUUCACGCAUCACAAGGUGGAGAGCAGUUCAGCAGUGAUACCAUCAGCCCCUCCAGUGGCCAAGAGGAAAGCAGACACAAGCAGGCCUGAGAGCCACAAAAAAGGCAAGAAAGAGAAGAAAAAGAAGAAGAAAAAGAAACACAAGAAAGAGAAGAAGAAAGAGAAGCAUUCUAAGAGGGAUUCCUCAUCAUCCUCGCCUUCCCCCUCCCCGGACAGGCGCCGGGCCUCCUCGCCCUCUACUUCCUCUCGGGCACAGGCACCCAGGAGCAGACACACCGCCGACUCCUCUCCCGGGCCCAGGAGGAAGGACCACAGCCCCGAGCCUCAGCCCCGAUCCAAGAGGCGGCGGCACGAUUCCGAUGACUGACCCUGAGCCCUGGGAGGCAGAUGGUACAGUCAGGGAGCCUCCCCUGCCCCUCCCAGGGCCGGAGCCCUCUGCAGUGACCAGAGCAGGGAUGUGGGGGCCUCCCUGGGGGCCGCCUUGUCUCUGCCUGCCUCUCCCCCUCCCCACUUCCCAGGCCAGUCCUCCCAAUAAAGCUGCUGCCUCCGUCCCUGCUUCUCAGGGAGUUUUGGGGCCCCGGCUCCUGCGUGUCAGACCCACCUCCAGAGACACGGGCCCGCUCCGAGUUCCCAGGAGGAGAGCCUGGCUCCUUUUCCUAGCAACAACUGCCUAGACUGGAGGCAGGAAACCUGGGCACGCCAUCCACAUCCCUCAGAUUCAGGUUCUCUGGCCAUAAUCAUGCUUCUUCCUGCCUGCCUCAGAGGCUGUGCCAGUGAAGAGAGUGCCUUGGCGGGCCUCAGGGCUCCCCACCCACGUGGGAUUCCUGACUUCCCCCAGAUCCUGCUGAAGGGCGGCUGAACCACCACAGGCCUUAUAAACCCAGGGAAGAGCCUUCGCCCAGCCACUGCUGCUCUCAUGCCGGCCACUGCUUAGGCCCCGCUCCCUCUCUCCCGCCAGGGGUCUCAGCUGGAUGCUAAUGGCUUCCCCGGCCAGGAGCUUCCCCAGCUGGGCUCUAUGGGGAUUAGCCCCCUUUUAUCAUCCCCAUUUUGCAAGUGAGGAAAUGUUGGGAGGGGGAAUGCCCUGAGAGGGGCCAGGAGCAGCCUGCCUCGCCCAGGACUCUGGUCGGCCCCAGCCGAGUGGGAGGGAAGGAGGCUCAAGAAGGCCCUUAAAGGAGGCCAAAUUGUGAGCAGGAGAGGCCUGGGAGAGCCUCAAGUCCAGGCUUUUUGACCAUUUCUGUGUGGGCCUUCCUUUUGGCAGUCUGCUAAAGAAUGAGGUUUACUUUGAUUUGUUAACUCUCCCCUUGUGGCUUAGAAUCAACACUAUGCCCUGGCUCCCGGGCAGAAGAGUGGGGAGGGCUAGGCCUUGGGGGUGAAGUGACUUGCUCAGGGUCACACAGCUAAGAAGGGUCUGAGGCCACAUUGGAACCCAGGACCUCCAUCCCUAGGCCUGGCUCCCAGUCCACUGAGCUGUCCCCCUUUUAACUUCUCAUAAUCAUGAAUAACUCCUCAGAGUGACUUUUUAAAUUCAUCAGUGAAGAAAAUACUAACUCGGACGUUAGUGAAAAUAAAGAUGUCCUGCCUUUUCCUCGUCCAAGCUCACGAGCCCCGCCCCCAGUCAGUGUGGGGAUGCCAGUUAAGGACUCGGAGCGGGGGAAGGGCAGGAGGAAAGGAGUCCCUCCGACGGCUUCCCGAGGGCUGCCAGAGGCCUGGGGGAGCUCUUCUCGCCAUUAGGCUUUCCUAGUUCCAGGUUCCAGCCCCGUGCUUCCUCCCGCAGUCCCUGCUCCGGAGGUUUCCUGACCCCGAGCUUCACUCUGCAGAGGGGGAGGGGAGGGGACGUGCUGUGCCAGCGUCACAGCAAGCAGCCGAUCUGGGGGUUUGGAUCAGAACCCAAACCUUCUGCAUGGCUUUACAGUGAGGAAGCUCCAGGAAGCCUUCCCUGAUUUCUCCCUGCCAGAAAUGGUGGUUUCCUGCUCGGAAUCACAAGAGCAGCAGGCAGGCUGUUUAAUAGGAAAGAUCACCGCUCCCCUAGAUCGCUGCAGCGCCCACCAGGGGGCGGUAGCGCCCACUUUGGGAAUCACCGAUCUAAAGCAAGAAUCCCAGACCCAGGGCCCCCGCGUCCCUUCCAGCGCUAGAAGCCGUCGGGAUGCUCUGCCGGCCCCCACACAUUCCCCUCCCCCGGGCUCUGGCUCCACAUGGUCCCUCCCAGCCACCCUCGCGGGCCCUAGAAGGACCUAGCCUCCGGCUAGCCCGGGCUCCUUCCCCCAGCCUGGAUGACGGGACUAGGUUCCUGAGGCCUCCACGCCCUGCCCCUUCCCUCUCGAGACCUCUGGAGUACAGACCUGCCUACACGAUUCCCGCCUCCAAAACCUUCCGUGGCUCCCUGUGACCCACCCUAACCAACAGGAAUCUCGAGCUGUGGCCUCGAAGGUCCUUCGCAACGUGCCUCCAACCUUGUCAGGCGUCUCCUCAUGCUACUGGCGGCUAUGUGCUAGCCGCUUGGCUGGGCUUCUUCCUGCCGGCGUCGUGACACCCUCCCUGUCCUCCCGCGGCUUCAGUGACUACCUCUGCGCAGAUGACUCGCAGAUCUCUGCAGGAGCCUCCUGCUUCCGGCUCGUCUCCCAGCCGCCUUUCGACAGCUUCUCUUCUCCCCAAGCCCACUUUCCUGUGGGAGACGGGACCCUCUAGGGAGCCCUUCCUCUCCCGGGUUAUUGGCUCCCUCCGCCUCCAUUAAGUCCAGGUGGGGGCUUGCCUCCAUUAAGUCCAGGUGGGGGCUUCUCCCCAUUCCCCAGGAAGCCGCAGCGGCUCCCUGUCACCUCCGAGGGGAAAAGAUCCUCGGGCUCCCAAGGCCUUCCCAGCCCUGGCCGCGCCUCUCUCCGGUCUUCCUGCCCUCUCCUCUUUCCCAGGCUCCCCACUGGUCGCGCCUUCUGCCAGGGAACCCUUCUGCUUAGCACACGUCUAGUCCCAGGGCCGUGCCUAAUAAAAUGUUUGUAGAUUGAC
Molecule: messenger RNA, 3623 nt
Organism: Gracilinanus agilis (Agile Gracile Mouse Opossum)
Lineage: Eukaryota; Metazoa; Chordata; Mammalia; Didelphimorphia; Didelphidae
Gene: C1H1orf35
Product: chromosome 1 C1orf35 homolog
Exons: 9
Coding region: 187-993 (268 amino acids)
Source: RefSeq, a predicted model, not a curated record